AUGGGUGGCUCAGUUGACCCCAAGAACGGACACUUCAUCGGCAACUGGGGAGAGUUCGGCUGCCCGACCCCCCAGCGCAUCGCCACCUACUCGCUGUCCCCUAACCGUCAGCGUCCUUUCGCCGGUGCCGCUAACGCCGCCAUCUUCAACACUUUCCGCCGUUUCCGCCACCAGGUUCUCUACGUUGUUCCUCCCUUCGUCGUUGCCUACGCUGCCAUGGAGUGGGCCAUUGAGCGCAACCACUACUUGAACUCCAAGCCCGGUCGCCUCGAGGGUGGCCACGAUGAGUAA
Molecule: messenger RNA, 291 nt
Organism: Penicillium nucicola
Lineage: Eukaryota; Fungi; Ascomycota; Eurotiomycetes; Eurotiales; Aspergillaceae
Product: ubiquinol--cytochrome-c reductase subunit 8
Exons: 4
Coding region: 1-291 (96 amino acids)
Biological process (GO): mitochondrial electron transport, ubiquinol to cytochrome c
Source: RefSeq, a predicted model, not a curated record